AUGAUUGGCACGAGAGAUACAGGGAUAAAAAUUGCGGCAAAUCCUGCCCUUGGUAUUAUCUCUCACGUUCCAUUUGGUGGCCUGAGAACGCCCUGGAAGUUAUUCACGAUCUCCGUUCCUGAGCAAGCUGAGUUUUGCCAGCAGUGGAGGCGACUGUGCGUUGGCGGCGUAAAUCACUGGAGACCUGUGGCGAAGUACAUAACAUACGACGAUGAGAACGCCACAAGUGGGAAUAAUAACAUCUGUACAAGUUUGCUUGAACAAAUUGUUGGAAUAUUCUAUGCGUUGGCAGGCAAAAUCUUUUUUUAA
Messenger RNA from Sclerotinia sclerotiorum 1980 UF-70, 309 nucleotides. RefSeq lists its product with no specific name. The transcript has 2 exons. Lineage: Eukaryota; Fungi; Ascomycota; Leotiomycetes; Helotiales; Sclerotiniaceae. The record is from RefSeq and is a predicted model, not a curated record. The coding region runs from base 1 to 309 and encodes 102 amino acids.